AUGCCAGUGCCAUCGCCAUCACAGUGCCCCACACUCCAUGCACCUAAAGCACACAACAGCGACCAAGAAGAAAUCCUUCAGAGGGAAGCAGACAGACGUGGAUCACAGGCUGCAAAACAGACAGGAAAUGCUAGCAUACUGGAAUGUAUUAGAGAAGGAAUCGGAAGAGUACUAGGCUUGGGAGUGCCUCAUAGCAAGCGACUCCUUCCACUACAUUCCUUGAUCUUCCCUACGGUGCUGCAUGGAGUUCUUCAUUACAUCAUUAGCACAGUCAUUCAGAAGUUUGUCCUGCUAAUCCUAAAGAGAAAGAGUUGCAAUAGCCACCUAGUUGAAAGUGGUUGUCCCUUACAUUGUAUACUGGAAGCUUAUUUUCCAGAACUGAUUGCUAACUUUGUUGCCAGUCUUUGCUCUGAUGUAAUACUUUACCCACUGGAAACAGUUUUGCACCGACUUCACAUUCAAGGAACACGCACAAUAAUUGACAACACAGACCUUGGCUAUGAAGUACUUCCAAUUAAUACACAAUAUGAGGGAAUGAGAGACUGCAUCAGUACCAUAAAGCAGGAGGAAGGAGUGCUUGGUUUUUAUAAAGGGUUUGGUGCUGUAAUGGUACAGUAUACACUGCAUGCAGUUAUCCUACAGUUUACCAAAAUUAUUUACACUGCACUUCUUCAGAAUACCGCCUGAGAUUUAGGUUCUAUCACUGCUUAGUCGAGAAAACAGGUGGAUAAUUUGCUAUGAAAUUAUGAAGGAUAAAAACAACAUACUAAGUCAAAAAAGUGGAUUGGAAAGGGAAUCUGGUAGGCAAAGUCCAAGCUGAUUAAAUUGACUUUUCAUUUCUUUCAAAGUAUACCUAUAUAUUUUGGAUCAAAAUGAUUCCAAACUUCCAAACUCAAUAAAGAUAAGACUGUGAAAGAAUUAAAUUUGAACGUAGCACUCAUGCUA
Molecule: messenger RNA, 945 nt
Organism: Perognathus longimembris pacificus (Pacific pocket mouse)
Lineage: Eukaryota; Metazoa; Chordata; Mammalia; Rodentia; Heteromyidae
Product: mitochondrial outer membrane protein SLC25A46-like
Exons: 2
Coding region: 1-687 (228 amino acids)
Biological process (GO): mitochondrial fission; mitochondrial membrane fission; axon development
Cellular component (GO): mitochondrial outer membrane
Source: RefSeq, a predicted model, not a curated record